UGAAUGAUGAGUUAGGGCGGUUUGGUGAGGCAGGCGGAAGAGGCGAUACCGGCAUUCUGCUGAACAGAGGAAAGGGGAAGAAAUUGGAUAGAACGGGAAAAAGAAACCGAUUCUAGAACAUUCUUCAGAAGAUCCAGCAGCCAAGGAUAAGACCAUGCAGUUGACCGGGUGUGAGCCUUUAGUCAUGUCCACAGAAGCAGUGAUGGAUCCCUCAGGAGACGUGAGCGUCCUGCAGUCCUGCGCUACCGAAGACAGCGUCACUUCUCUGGAGGACCCUACUGCAGAUUCCACAGCCAAUGAAUCAUCAGAAGAGGAGACUCCCUGUGAGAGGGAGGAAGAGAUCAUCAUCAACACACACACAGAGACUGCUCCCGUCUCGUCAGCCCCGGACUCGGGCUCGGCUCUGUGGACGUGUCAGAGGGACGGCGAGGUGAAGCUGAGGAUGGGCGAGUCAGGGCCGGCGGCUGAACCUCCUCUCACCGUGAACCAGCUGUUCACACACGCUGUGGAGAAAUACGGUAACCAGACGGCGCUCGGAUGGAAAGAGGGAGAACACUGGAAGAAAAUCACUUUCGGGGAUUAUUACAAAGAGUGUCGCACUGCCGCCAAGAGCUUCCUCAAGCUCGGUCUGCAGCGCUACCAUGGAGUCGGCAUCCUGGGCUUCAACUCUCCCGAGUGGUUCAUCUCUGACAUUGGAGCCAUUUUGGCUGGAGGUUUCGCUGUAGGCAUCUACACCACCAACUCCCCGGAGGCGUGUCAGUACGUGGCUGAGAACUGCCAGGCCAACAUCCUGGUGGUGGAGAACCACAAACAGCUGCAGAAGAUCCUGCAGAUCCAAGACAAGCUGCCUCACCUGAAAGCCAUUAUCCAGUACAAAGACGCUCUGAAAGAGAAGAAACCAAAUCUUUACUCGUGGGAGGAGUUUAUGGAACUGGGCCGGAACGAGCCAGAUGCGCCGCUUGAUGACAUCAUCGCGUUGCAGAAACCCAAUCAGUGCUGCACGCUGAUCUACACAUCAGGAACCACGGGACAGCCGAAGGGGGUCAUGCUGAGCCAUGAUAACUUGACAUGGACGGCGUAUGCGACAGCUCACACGAUCCGCCUUUCAGAAGACAACCAGGAGGUAGUGGUGAGCUAUCUGCCCCUCAGCCACAUCGCCGCCCAGAUGGUGGACAUCUGGAUCACUAUGAGGGUGGGAGGAGCCACAUACUUCGCCCAGCCUGAUGCCCUCAAGGGCUCGUUGGUGAACACCCUGCGUGAAGUACGUCCCACGGCGUUCAUGGGAGUUCCCCGGGUCUGGGAGAAGAUGCAGGAGAAGAUGAAGGCAGUCGGAGCCAAGUCGUCCACCGUGCGGCGCAAAGUGGCAUCCUGGGCCAAAGACGUGGGUCUGCAAACCAACCUAAGCAGGAUGGAGCGGAAUGGUACGAUGACGCGCAUGCCGCUGAACUAUCGCCUGGCCAAGCGUUUAGUGUUCAGGAAGGUGAGGAAGGCGCUGGGGUUGGACCGCUGCAUCCGCUGCUACACAGGCGCCGCGCCCAUCACCAAGGACACGCUGGAGUUCUUCUUCAGCCUGGACAUCCCGCUGUUAGAGCUGUACGGCAUGAGCGAGAGCUCCGGACCACACAGCAUGUCCAUACCUGAGGCCCUCAGACUCACCAGCUGCGGGAAGGUGAUCGGAGGUUGCCAGACGAAGAUCUUUAAUCCCGACUCGGACGCAAACGGCGAGAUCUGCUUCUGGGGCCGUCACAUCUUCAUGGGCUACCUGAACAUGCCCGACAAGACGGAGGAGGCGCUGGACGCAGACGGCUGGCUGCACUCCGGAGACCUGGGCAAACACGACAAGGACGACUUUCUCUACAUUACAGGACGAAUCAAAGAGCUGAUCAUCACUGCCGGAGGAGAGAACAUCCCCCCGGUGCCCAUCGAGGAUGCAGUGAAGGAGGCGGUGCCCAUCAUCAGCAACGCCAUGCUGAUCGGAGACAAGCGCAAGUUCCUCUCCAUGCUCCUCACAAUCCAGUGCCAGUUAAACAAUGAGACCGGUGCCCCGGAGGAUGAACUCACCCCUGAGGCUGUGGAGUGGUGCAGGAAGUUAGGCAGCUCGUCCACGCGGGUGUCUGAGAUCUGUGGGGGACGCGACCGCCUCGUCCACGCCGCUAUCCAGGACGGCAUCAACAGAGUGAAUGAGAGUGCCACGUCUAACGCCCAGCGCAUCCAGAAAUUCACUGUCCUCGAGCAGGACUUCUCCAUCCCCGGAGGAGAGCUUGGUCCCACUAUGAAGCUGAAGAGGCCGGUUGUGCUGAAGAUGUACAAAGAACAAAUCGAGAACUUCUACAAAGAAGCCGUGACCCCGAGCAACCCUGAGAACCCGCUGCCUACUAAAUAACAUCUCUACCAACCCAACCCCUCCCCCCAAACACACACACGCCUUCUGUCUGUAUUUGUGUCGCUUCUCAUGGAAAUUAUUGCGUGUGAGACGCUGUGCAACCUUCCCUACUUGAUGUUCUUUAAUUCUCUUCUGCGAUUUGCUUUUGUUCCAUGACGCUUUAUUUCUGUUUACACUUGCGAGCGUGACGCUAAAGAAACAGAUCAGGUUUGUUUAUUUAUUUAUUUCUGAGGUGUGAUGAGGUUCAUAGGAGAGCUAUAGACUUAGUGCAGAUUCAUCGGGAACGUUCAGGAAUCUGUUUAUGAAUUGCUUAUUUAUAGUUUGUGCGUUCACCAAAGCAUAACAAUAUAGAAGAAGGAAACAGAAGGUGUGUAGCUGAAGUGUGUUUCAGACUCGUCCUGCUCUCAUUGCUCUGCAGUGAAGAAUGUUCUAGAUUUAAAGACGUUCUAGCACCAAUGCUCUAUCCGUCCAUCCCUCUGGAGAAACAGACACCAUCUUUCUCUGAGAAAGUUCCACGAGGUUCUUGUUGUUAAUGUAAAGAGACUCGAUUCCAGACGUACAGAAAUUCAGGAGAUAACGUACCCUGAGAUGUUUGGGUUCCCCAAACUGUUCCCUUCUUAGAUCUGGAUCUUCAAUUAGUUUGCACUUUUCUCUAAAACCCUAUGCCAAAGUACUUCCUAAAGGUUCCACAUACCAAUAAGGGAAGCUAGAACCAUUCCAAAGAACCCUUGAAGAACCUUUGGUGUAGGAUUUUAUAGAAGUCGUAUGGAUUCUUGGAAUGUUUCCUCUUUGAAAUGAAACUUUAAAAUUAAAAAUUUCUGACAAGCAGUGUUGGAAACUUUCAGAAAGAUUCUAAGUAGAAGCCAGUUAGGAAGCUUAGCAAACCAGCUGAGGAACCUAUCUGAGAGGGAGAUCUUCAGUGUGAGGUUCUGUAGAUGAUGUCUGGGAACUUCUGAAACUUACAGAAACUUUCAAGUUCUAAGUAGAACAUGAACCCCCUUUAUGAACUAUCCACUGAAGCCUGGAGGAACUCAAAAUCUUCUUAAAGCUGGGCAUGAAAUGUGAACUUAAACAUAGAAAAAUAAACAGAAACUGUUAGAGAGUUCCAAGGAGAGCCUUCAAGGAUCCAUUAAGACCUCAAAAUCAUUUGUUGGGGUUCUACUUGGAAAGUUUCUCUCCAAGUUUCAGAAACGUUCCACAUUUUAAAGCCCUUCAGAACUAUCCGAGGAACCCUUGAGUAACUUCUUUCCCUUCUGUUUACAGAUGAAACAUGAACUUCAGAAAGAAACCCUGGGGAGGGAAAAAUAAUCAUAAAAAAUGAAUAAACUGUAGGGGGGAAAAAAUCCUAAGAAUUAAAGGGACGUGUUCUGACUGAACCCUUGCAGAUCCCAAAAGAUCUAAAAAUCAUGUGUGUGUAAAUGUUCACGAUGAGGCUGAAGGGGCGUGGCCUUUCCCCUGAUUUCUUUCUUUGUAAGAGUUGUUGAUAAGGUUGUAAUAAAUGUAGUUGUGCGCGUGUGUGUGUGCGUGUGUGUGUGUGUGUGUAGCAUUGAGAGCAGUGUAUAGACUGAAAAUAUCACUCUGUUUCUCUGACUCUCUGAAUCCCUGCCAGUGAGAGCAGCAGGGAUUUGCAGGUCAGAUGAUGUUUUUGCACUAUUUAUUGCCUCUCUCGUGUGCUGCUCUGGUUUCAUGGAGGUUUUUCUUUUUUUUUCUCCACCAGCAGCAGGUUUAAAGCCACGAAAUCACACUGUUAAAGCCAUGAAUGUUGUGUUUCUUUAUUUUCUUCUUCUUUUCUUUCAGCCAUGUUCCAUGUUGAAAUGUUCAUAUUCAGGGUCUGAUUUCUUUUUUUAAAUUAUUCUUAUUGUUAUAAUGUCACCUAACAGAUUGCAGUGAACUUGUUAUAUAUUGUAAAUAGCUUCCUGCCUGAUCUGUCCUGUGUGUGUGUUUAUUACAUGACUGAACGUCUGCUCUCGCGUCGUUUAAUGUGGUGUAAAACUCAAUAUGAAGAAUAAGGAAAUAUGAAGAAUCUGCUUUUGAUAAUUUGGCAUGUUGUUGAUAUGACCGAACAGUUACAUGGUGGUAAAUCUGUACAGUGAUGAGAUUAAAAUCUGACAUACUGGA
Messenger RNA from Hemibagrus wyckioides, 4501 nucleotides. It is a transcript of the gene acsbg2, whose product is annotated as acyl-CoA synthetase bubblegum family member 2. Gene Ontology annotation, molecular function: long-chain fatty acid-CoA ligase activity. Lineage: Eukaryota; Metazoa; Chordata; Actinopteri; Siluriformes; Bagridae. The record is from RefSeq and is a predicted model, not a curated record. The transcript has 15 exons. Bases 155 to 2383 code for a protein of 742 amino acids. Gene Ontology annotation, cellular component: endoplasmic reticulum; membrane.